AUGUUUUCGAGUGCAAUAUCGAGAACUCAGAUUUUCUAUGUCAGACUUUUAAGAGUUUCGUCGACGGAAUCUGACGGUGCCGGACGAGAAACAGUCAAGCCCAAAGACAGCGCUCGGAUAGGACGAAUACCGGCUGUCAGGCCUGGAAUUCUCUCAAUACAGACCGCCCCAAACGGUCAGCAAGAGAUGGCCGACAAAUGUUUGCGUAGCGGGAAGCAUCACUACGGGCAUAAUCCAACUGUAUAA
Molecule: messenger RNA, 246 nt
Organism: Macrosiphum euphorbiae (potato aphid)
Lineage: Eukaryota; Metazoa; Arthropoda; Insecta; Hemiptera; Aphididae
Source: the annotation of a GenBank genome assembly